Coniophora puteana RWD-64-598 SS2 is the source of this 1988-nucleotide messenger RNA. RefSeq lists its product as uncharacterized. The transcript is spliced from 14 exons. NCBI's taxonomy places the organism in Eukaryota, Fungi, Basidiomycota, Agaricomycetes, Boletales, Coniophoraceae. The record is from RefSeq and is a predicted model, not a curated record. The coding region runs from base 1 to 1872 and encodes 623 amino acids.
AUGACACCAAAUGACACAAUCAGGGCUCAAUUUGGCUACCAGGGACCCUCAACUAUUCUAAAUCCACUCAAACCUUCUUCGGGUCCUUACAUCGUGGUCCGAUCUCUAACAAAGUUUGGCGAGAAACAUCAUGGCCCCACUCGCAGACUCGUACUUGCGUUCGAUGUCGGAACCAGCCAAGGUAGCAUAUCUUAUUGCAUUCUAGACCCUGGAGACGUUCCUUGGAUCCGAAAUGUGUAUCGUUACCCAGCUCAAGAGCAUGUCGGCGGGCACCUCAAGGUUCCUUCUAUUCUGUACUACGAUCGGAACGGAAUCGCGCGCGCUAUAGGGGAUGAAGUCCUUCAAGAAAGUAUCAUGGACGAAGCAGAGGCUGAAGGAUGGGUAAAAGUCGAGAUGUGGAAAGCCUAUUUACAACCCGAAAAUGUGGCGUCCAGGGAACUCACCGACAUGACCCUUCCUCCGUUACCUUUCGGCAAAACAGUAACUGAAAUCCUCGGAGACUUCCUUCGAUACUUGUUCGCUUGUGCAACAGCGUACAUUCACAGGACGCAUAACGACGUAACCACUUGGAUGUUGUGCGACACCAAUUUUGUUAUCACUAUCCAUAACGGCUGGGAUUCGCGGACGGCCCAGUUCCGUCAGGCAGUAGUUCUUGCGGGUUUAGUUGGGAAAAGCCCUCAAGACCAACAAAGGGUUAAUUUCGUAACUAAAGGCGAGGCGAAGACAUGGUUUUGUCUUGAGAUCGAUGCACAAAAGGCGAGCCUUGACCAGGGAGUGAUCCUCAUCGACGCAGGGAAGGAGACGGUAGACCUGAGUACCGUUUACAUGUGCAAUAAUGUUAUAGAGGAUUUACUGCCCCUGUGCCGCUUGCAUCAGGGUUCUACUCAUGUAAAAAAGCGGGCAGGUAUCUUCUUGAGAGAUAAACUAGGCGCAUCGAAAUAUUGUGCUGAAGAUUCCAUUCACUCAAUGACUGAGAGUUUUGGUAAGAUUGCGCUGUGGAGAUUCAGCGACUCAUCCGAACCAUUAUACGUCAAAUUCGGGACGAUAAGGGACAACGAUACUGCCUUCAAUAUCCGCUCUGGCCAACUGAAGCUGAAAGGGACCGAUGUUGCAGCACUAUUUGAACCUUCGGUCGGCUCCAUAGCUGGUGCUAUCCGCGAGCUACGGAAAGGUACAAUGAAACAUAUCAGCAACGUGUUUCUCUUGGGUGAAUUCGCGGCAAGCGAUUGGCUUUUUCAGAGUUUGAACAAAGUUCUUGAAGACGAUGGUCUAUUUGUAUAUCGGCCAGACCGUUACUUCUCUAAUUCGGCAGCCAACGGGGCCGUUGCCUUCUAUCUCGAUAACAUCAGGGCUAAAACUGCCUCUUUUACGUAUGGUAUUCGCUGUGCCAUCACGUACGACAAGGACGAUCCCGCGCAUAUAACGCGUGAAAAUACGCUGAUCUCUCGGCCCUCGGGAAGGGCUUCCCUGGUGAACGUUUUUAGUCCUGUUGUUACGAAGGGUACCCGGGUCCCAGAGUAUAAAGAGUUCCGCAAAGAGUUCAUAGUGGAGAGCACACCGCAAUCUACGUUCACUAUCAUUUCGACGGACGUCGUCUACUACCAUGGAGAAAACCCAAACCCAAGGUGGAUAGACUUAGAACCAGAGAAGUUCAAAAGCCUUUGCACACUGAAAGUUGACAGGAGUUUGAUUCCCAGGACUGUGGUCCCCAAGCAAAGUGUCGAUGACGCUCCAUGCUAUCGACAAGAGUUCUGUUUGGUGCUUAUUUUGGGGAUCGGCGAGUCGAAAGCACAGAUAAGCUGGAUGGAAAACGAUUCAGAGCGCAGGACUCCUAUAACGUUGGUACUUGACCAUGACAUUGAUGAGAAGUAGAUUAGGAAUGUCCACUGCUUGCCGAAUUUCCUCGAAUAGCCGCAUUUAGUCGCAAACUGUAAAUCGCAGAGAUAUGUGAUGGAAGAUAAUAGAUGCAAGUAGUCGCGACUUUGUGC